Colletotrichum higginsianum IMI 349063 is the source of this 756-nucleotide messenger RNA. RefSeq lists its product as uncharacterized. The record is from RefSeq and is a predicted model, not a curated record. The transcript has 2 exons. Lineage: Eukaryota; Fungi; Ascomycota; Sordariomycetes; Glomerellales; Glomerellaceae. Bases 1 to 756 code for a protein of 251 amino acids.
AUGAAGGCUACCAUCGUCGCUGCUGCCCUGGCUCAGGGCGCUGCUGCCGUCGCCGCCCCCAACGGGCCCGGCAACGGAAACUGGGGCCCCGGCAAUGGCGCCGGCUUCGGAGGAUUCGGAUACGGCGGUGGAUGGGGCGGUUUCGGCCCCGGCGGUUUCGGCAAGGGUGCUGCUCAGUGCGCUAGCUCCUGCUUCUCCUCCCACUUUGCGACCGCCACCCCUACCCCGCAAGCCUUUUGCACCGACGCUCCGCAGCUGAACGACUGCGUCCGCUCCGCCUGCACCACUGACUCGGCCGCACUGGCGUCUUACACGUCCGUCUCCUCGUCCGUCUGCAACGCCUUCACCAACUGCGGCACCACUAGCACCUUCACUUACAGCGGUGGCUGGUGGGGCGGCGCCUCUCAGACGGAUGCCGCCGUCACUAUCACGGGGUGCGCCGUCGACGGCUGGUGGGCCCCUGGCGGCGCAUGGGGAGGCAUGGGCCCCGGCUGGGCCUACAAGACGGACACUGUCACCGUCACCCGCACCAUCAAUGGGGUCGCCAUCACCGGACCCGCCACCGUCGCCCAGGCCGUCUCGGGCAGCAGCACACUGCUCACGACCUUCACCGGCGCGUUCGCCGCUCAGGAGACGAGCGGUUCUUCCGGCGGUUCCGGCUCGCAGAACGCCGCUGCCGGUAGUGACCCCAACCGCGCCGUCAAGGUCGCCGGCGCAGCUCUGGGUGCCGUCGUCGCCGUCGUCGGUCUCAUUUGA